AUGAAGCUGAUCAUGAUCUGGUGGCUUGAAGCUGAGUCUAUAAGCAUAUCUGUUUCGGCAUUGGGUUUAGCCUUUUUACAGAAGGUUUUAGGAAGUGGGUUCAUUAAGAGUGACCCUAGUGCACUCAGGGAGUCAGGUUCCAUGAUAAACAGCCGACUUGGCUUCUCUGAUCUUUCUGGAAUGGCUGAUGAUAAAGCUCAUGGGUCAGUUAAUUCAUCGGAACUUGUAGACAGAUAUUCAAAAGACCCAUAUAUCCUACAACAAGAAAUAUACCCUGCUUCCCCUAGUAGUACUGCUGAGGAGACGUUCCUAAGUCCAGACUCAUCGAUAUCUUCCGGACAUAAAAAGUAUGAAAAUAUCGAGCCCUCUGAUAGCAGCAAAAAUAUAGAGGCAUCUUAUAGCAACAAAAAUAUAGAGGCAUCUUUCAGCAACAAAAAUAUAGAGGCAUCUUUCAGCAACAAAAAUAUAGAGCCAUCUGAUAGCAGCAAAAAUAUAGAGCCAUCUGAUAGCAGCAAAAAUAUAGAGCCAUCUAAUAGCAGCAAAAAUAUAGAGCCAUCUAAUAGCAGCAAAAAUAUAGAGACAUCUUAUAGCAACAGUUCUUCAAACGUAGAGAAAGAUGAUUCAAAGAAACAGCUCGAUAAGUAUGACUCGAAAGUUGGUCAUGUUGACACGGCUGCUCCCUUUGAAUCGGUUAAAGAAGCCGUUUCCAAGUUUGGUGGAAUUGUUGACUGGAAAGCUCACAGAGUUCAGAAAGAUGAGAGACGCAAGUUCAUAGAACAAGAACUCGAAAAGGCAAAUGAGGAGAUUCCGGUGUUUAAGAAGAAGUCCGAGGAAGCUGAAAAAGCCAAAGAGCAAGCGUUACGGGAUCUCGACAGCACCAAGAGGCUGAUCGAAGAACUGAAGCUGAACCUCGAGCGAGCACAAACCGAAGAACGUCAGGCAAAACAAGAUUCCGAACUUGCCCAGCUACGACUUCAAGAAUUGCAGCAAGGGAUCGCGGAGGAAUCAAGUGUUGCCGCCAAGACUCAGCUCGAGGUCGCCAAAGCCCGACAUCUAGCCGCAGCCGAGGAACUGAUUUCCGUAAGAGACGAACUCGAAGAAAUCCGUAAAGAUUAUUCUGUUUUAGUAUCCGAACGAGAUGCGGCUAUAAAGAAAGCUCAAGAAGCCGUUUCUGCUGCUAAAGAAAUCGAGAGAGAAGUCGAAAAUUUGACGAUCCAACUGAUAACAACAAAAGAAUCGAUAGAAUCCACACAUGCUGCCCAUUUGGAGUCCGAAGAACACCGAAUCGUAGAAACUAGCGAUCGAGAUCAAGAAGCUAUAAAUUGGGAGCAAGAACUGAAAAAAUCAGAAGAAGAACUCGAAAAGGUGCACCAACAAAUUCAAUUAGCGAAAGAUCUCAGAUCAAAACUCGAUACAGCUUCAGUUUUGCUUCAAAAGUUGAAAGACGAGUUAGCGGUUUACAUGCAAGCGAAAAUGGCCGAGGACUUGGACGAUAAUGAAUCCAAUAACAGUAACAAGUUUACGCGUAGAGAUAUACAAGCAGGCGUUGCUGAAGCGAAAAAGAAUCUCGAUGAAGUGAACCACAAUAUCGAGAAAGCAACGGAAAACAUCAUGUGUUUGAAAACCGCUGCAAAUUCGUUAUCCGCCAAGCUCGAGAGCGAAAAAGCCGUUCUGAAGAAGAUCCGGAAGCAAAAAGGGUUGGGCUCGGAAGCCGUUGUGUCUUUAGAAUCCGAGAUCAAAAAAACCCGAUCCGAGCUCGAUGAUCUUCGAAGAAAAGAGCAGGAAGCUCGAGAAAAAAUGGCAGAACUCCCGAAACAGCUGAAGAAAGUAAGCGAAGAAGCCGAAAACGCGAAAUCAAUGGCGGAAGGCGCUCGUUUGGUUCUAAAGAAAGCCAAAGAAGCCGCCGAGCAAGCCAAGGCCGGAGCCAAUUCGAUGACGACUAGACUAGCCGCGGCUCAGAAGGAGAUCGAAGCUGCACGAGCCGCAGAAAAGCUGGCUCUCGGAGCCAUUACCGCGCUUCACGAGAGCGAGUCGGCUCGAGGGCCGAAAAACGAAGAACCAAAAGGUGGGGUUACAAUCUCGUUGGAGGAAUACUACGAGCUGAGUAAACGGGCCCACGAAGCCGAGGAAGCGGCUAACAAACGGGUGACCGAUGCCAUGACUCAAAUCGAUGAAGCCAAGGACUCCGAAAUGCAAAGCUUGAACAAACUUACACAACUCAACUCCGAAUUGGCUGCACGAAAAGACGCUCUAAACGUCGCGUUGCAAAAAGCCGAACUCGCAAAAGAAUCGAAACUGAAUAUCGAACAAGAGCUUCAAAAACGGAAAGGCGAAAACGAUCAAAAGAAAAAAGGCAACGGCGCAGGCGGGUUCUUCCGUGGGUUGAGCCAAAAGAACCGCGAUCCACCACCGCAGAAAGACGGCGGAUCGGUAAAGUCGAAGAAUGGUGCACCGGAAGGUAACAGUAACGCCGGUGAUAACUCGCCGGACGGUAAGGGUUCGAAGAAGAAGAAGAAGUCGUUUAUGCCCAAAUUCUUCAUGUUCAUGGGGGGAAAGAAUAAGAUGAAUAUGAAUGUGAAUAUGAAUAUGAAUAUGAAGGGAUUUCACAAGAAAGAUUCAAAAGAUUCUAAAGAUUCUAAAGAUUCUAAAGAUGUGUAA
Cynara cardunculus var. scolymus (artichoke) is the source of this 2658-nucleotide messenger RNA. Its product is annotated as protein WEAK CHLOROPLAST MOVEMENT UNDER BLUE LIGHT 1-like. NCBI's taxonomy places the organism in Eukaryota, Viridiplantae, Streptophyta, Magnoliopsida, Asterales, Asteraceae. The transcript is spliced from 3 exons. The coding region runs from base 1 to 2658 and encodes 885 amino acids. The record is from RefSeq and is a predicted model, not a curated record.